GCUCAGACAAGGAGCAAAUCCAGUUUGGAAAGCCGAGGACUCGGGAACCGCGCCACACACUCACUCAAGGCGCCAAAUUAAACUUUCAGAGAGAGUGCACCCGCUUCGACCAAAGGACCCGGAGGAAGUGCCCGCACUAAAACGCACGCAAGUGAAGGACUAAUCGUCGUAACUAUGUGGACCACGCAAAGCAGACAUCGGGCUGCGGGUGUUCUGAUGGCCAUCGCAGUUUUACUGACUCUGCCAUUGGCCAGUGCAGUACAGUACCAGCGGGACUUCUACUCCUCGAUUGCCGACCUCUUGGACCUGGUCGAGCAGGAGGAAGAAGUCAGUCUCAUCCUUCUGGAAUACGCGGAACGCCUCAAGACGCUACACUCGAACAUCAUCAGCUUUGUGGAGACGAGACAGCCUUACCAUGACCUGGAAACUGAUUCCGAGGUCGCUGACUACAUGAAGCACCCUGUCCAUGCCUUCCACCUGAUGAAGAGGAUGGUCGUUGACCUGGGCUCCAUCGAGUCGCAGAUAAACGAACUGCAUGCAUCAGGUGAGGAACCUGCUGCCCGUCAGUGCAGCAAAAGCAGUGAUGACGAGACCCUCGGCCCGACAUAA
Messenger RNA from Dermacentor andersoni, 609 nucleotides. NCBI's taxonomy places the organism in Eukaryota, Metazoa, Arthropoda, Arachnida, Ixodida, Ixodidae. The record is from RefSeq and is a predicted model, not a curated record.